Molecule: messenger RNA, 1014 nt
Organism: Podarcis lilfordi (Lilford's wall lizard)
Lineage: Eukaryota; Metazoa; Chordata; Lepidosauria; Squamata; Lacertidae
Source: the annotation of a GenBank genome assembly
UUUUGCCCUGCCUUGAGAUGAGUAUACUGUUACACGGCAGUAAGGGUCACACACUACGUUUCAUCACAAAGGAGGGCAUGACAUCACAAGCCUUUGUGAGGUGCUGCGCUUGGCUUAAUAAAUGGGCAGAGAUGCCCCCAGCAAAUCACCAGCUCUGAAAGGCCCAUCAAGGACAGGUGGUGCUCCAGCUGCCAAGAGCUCGGAAGGACAAGAUCACCAUCAGAAUGGCCAGAUUCAGACGCAGCCGGAGCCGGAGCCUAACUCGCCGAAGGAGGCGAAAGGCCAGCCAAGCGAGUGGAUCUGGAAGGAGGCGGGGAAGGCGACGUGGGAGGAGGAGAGGUAAGAAAAAAUCCCAAAACCCUACACCAUACCCAUUUAGGACAUUUAACAUUAUCACUAUAUACCACAGGUCUAAUGGGUUACAUUAAAUAACUGGUGCUUGUUAUGUUUAUUUCCAGGAAGGGGGAAAGGUCGUCGCAGAAGAGGGAGAGGAAGAAGACACUAAAUGACUCCCUUUCCUGUGUCCUCUGCCCUUGAUUCCGGGUCAUUCACCUCAGCAAAGCCUCCAGUGAAAAACAAAGUCAAACAAAACCACCCCUUGAAACAAAAACCAAAAAAAGGAAGAAUGUCCAAGAACCAGGGAGCCUGAAACAAUUUGAAACUUGCCACCUGUCAAUAAAUGCUGACAUUUCAUUUUUUUGAGUCCAUGCUUUUUGUGGGGAAAGUUGUACACAGCAAAGCAAAAUUAUAGAUGUUGGCGUUACAGUAAUGUUCUUAGAAAACAGCAGUGGGCAACUCAGGUUUUUCCAUCCUGGGUGAUCUGAAAACUGUCAGCUUGGCUCCCAGUACACAUUUAAAAUUCCAAUGGUAUAAAUGAGAAAGAGGGUGGGAGGUUUAUCUUGUCAUUUUCUUAUUUACAAAUAUAAUAGCACUUGGUAAUCUCAAAAGCAUUAUCACAUCAGUUAACCUCUCAGGGCACACAUUCAAGGUAUAAGGUGUACAGAAAACUGAAGC